Daucus carota subsp. sativus is the source of this 1324-nucleotide messenger RNA. RefSeq lists its product as uncharacterized. NCBI's taxonomy places the organism in Eukaryota, Viridiplantae, Streptophyta, Magnoliopsida, Apiales, Apiaceae. Bases 142 to 948 code for a protein of 268 amino acids. The record is from RefSeq and is a predicted model, not a curated record. The transcript is spliced from 4 exons.
AAUUUGAUAAUCAGUUUGAUAAUUAGGCCAAUUAAGCCAAUCAAAUGUAAAUUACACCUAUAGGCAUAUACUAAAAUGAUUCUCAUCUGACAAACAAUAUAAAUUUAACUAGCACAUGUUCAUUUUAGUUGGCGGAAUCGAAUGAAGAACAAGAUGAAAAAUGAGGUAGAAAAUUCACCACAAUCUUCUUCUGCAAGUGGGCAAAAAUCAACAUCAUCAUCAUCAUCAUUUCCAUUAAGUUUUCGGGAGAUAGCUGGAGCAUGCGGCGUCGUUUUGGGAUUGCUUGGUGGGCUUUUGUGUGUUUACUUUACAAUGCCUGUUUCUGAUUAUAGCUUCCUCAAGCUUCCUAAAACACUUGAAGAUCUUCAAAUCUUAAGAGAUCACCUGGAGAGCUACACAAAUGACUACACCAUUCAGGUUCUGGUGGGAUACUGCAUGGUUUACAUCUUUAUGCAGACUUUCAUGAUUCCGGGAACUGUUUUCAUGUCAUUGCUUGCGGGUUCCCUCUUUGGAGUCUACAAAGGUGUAGCCUUGGUUGUGUUCACUGCUACAGCAGGUGCAUCAUCGUGUUAUUUCCUGUCUAAGUUAAUUGGCCGUCCCCUUGUCUUCUUUCUAUGGCCUGAUAAGCUGAAUUUCUUUCAAUCCCAGGUAGCUAAAAGACGUAACGGGCUGCUGAACUACAUGCUUUUCCUAAGAGUCACCCCAACUUUGCCAAAUACAUUUAUCAAUGUCGCUUCACCAAUUGUGGAUGUACCUUUCCAUAUCUUCUUUUUCGCAACUUCAGUUGGGCUCAUUCCUGCUGCUUUUGUCACUGUCAGGGCUGGAAUAGCCUUAGGCGACUUGCACUCGAUGGGUGACCUCUAUGACUUCCAAUCAAUGGCCACUUUAUUUCUAAUUGGAAUCGUUUCAGUGACACCAACAUUGAUGAGCAACAAAGACAAAACAUAGAUUUUUUUUUUUUCAUUCAAUAUAUUGGACUACUGAUAUGCCAAAAGUUGCUGCGAGCCCAACUUGGCAAUUGGCAUCACAGUUCUGUACAGAUCAGCGAUCACACAAGUCAAUGGUGGUGGAGCUUGGAUUCAGUGUACAGAUAACGUGUUUGAUUCUUCCUGCCCGAGUCUAGUAGUUGGAUCUGCAGGAUGCUUUUCGCCUAAAAGUAUAUCUUUCUGUAUAAUUUUAUAUUAUCUGUUUAAAUCUCGCAUAUUUCAAGUUGUUAACAGAUGUGUCAUCAUAUAACUGAUGUAACCACUGCUCUUUUUCUGUUGUAAAAACAUAAAUCAUAAUGCAGAGAGAAACAUUACUAGAAAGAACUAUUAUAAGUGCC